AUGAGAUUAAAUGUGCAGAUGGCGAAAAGGUUUCUUGACAUAUUGAGGGUACAUGAAAAUGCCUCAGGGGAUGAAAUCCGUUGGGGAGCGAAGAAGCGUAUCAUGGAGGUACUUGAGGCUUACGAGGUGCUGUGCGGCAAUAAGAGAAGAAAGAAUCAUGACAAACACGGAGAGGAGGGAUUCCAGAGUAGGGUCACUGGAGGAGGUGGUGGACGAGGAUCUGGAUUCACAUGCCCAAAAGAAACAUUUGCGGAAAUCUUCGGCCCUAACAAUCCCUUUGAAAUCUUUAACAUGGAUAGGCCCGGUCAAAAGGCUUCUGAGAAACCCAGUCACGAGAAUGUUGAUGACCUUUUGGAUUCCUUUGGUUUCCGUGGAUCUCGUGUUGGUGACGGGGAUUCAAUCUCACGUCGUUCAUCCUCUAUGGGAAAUCCUCCUAUCGAACACGAUCUAUAUGUUACCCUGGAGGAACUCCAAGAAGGCUGUGAGAAGAAGAUGAUGAUCACUCGAAAAAUGACAGGGAUAGAUGGAAAGACGAAGCAGGAAUCCAAGCUCCUCAUCGUCAACAUCAAGCCAGGCUGUAAAUCCGGGACAAGGAUCACUUUCGAAGGAGAGGGAGAUCGAGGUUCACGCGGGAAUCCAACAGAUGUAGCGCUGUACGGGACACGUGUGGAUGUUCCUACUCUCUCGGGCGAGAAGAUGCGGAUGGAUUUCACCGACGUUAUUAUCAAGCGAAAUACGACGAGGAGGAUCCCAGGACGAGGAUUGCCCAUACCGGAGGAUCCAAGUCGGAGGGGAGACCUUGUCAUCGCCUUCGAAAUCGAAGUCUUGAAUCACGUCCAGAAGGCGUUUGAGGAAAUCGUCAAAGAUCCUCCUGCUAAAGAGAAUAAGUGACUGAACGAAUCCCUGGUGGCUCUCUCUUUUCCACUUGCCUCUUUUUGUGCCUCUCCCCUGUCUGAUUUUCAUGUUCCCUUUCUCGCCAGCUCAAAAAUGGCAUCGUUCAGCAUAUUCAUUUAAAGUUGAAAAUUGUCUAAAUGCCAUACCGAUACAUUCUGUGCCUAUUUUCCCUCUUCGAAUAUUUCUUUUUCAUAUUAUUUUGAUAAAUUUGCUUCAAAUGACGG
Messenger RNA from Darwinula stevensoni, 1118 nucleotides. The record is from the annotation of a GenBank genome assembly. Lineage: Eukaryota; Metazoa; Arthropoda; Ostracoda; Podocopida; Darwinulidae.